GCGGCUUCGAGCUGAUUCACAAGUUUUCAGGGGGAAGAAAUGGCCACUAGAAAGCACUAAAACAGGAGGAGGGAGGAUGUCUGCGGAGGUCGACGUGUUGCUACAGGAGGCGAAAGAAAGCAUCGAGGCGGCCCAGAACUAUCGCAGUGAACUCCAGCAGCGUCUGCAUGGACUCAACCAGGCUCGCAAACAGGUCCGGGGGAGUUCGGGUCAGGCCCGCGAGGCUCUACGGAGGCACUUCACAGAGCUGCAGGCAGCGGCAGGCCGGUUGCUGACGGAGCGACUGACCGCCCUGCUGGCCGAGGUGGACACCAUCGAGGCCGACAGCGUCAAACCGCUGGACGACUGCCAGAGCCUCAUCGAGCAUGGGGUGGGCCAGGCCGACGAGCUGCUGAGGGAGGGGGAGGCAGCUCUGCGUUGUGGUCUUGGAGAAAAGGAGGACAAACUGGGCAGUUUCACGAAGAAAGCCAUGCACAUCCAACUGGACAGUCUACCAGAGGUACCAGCGUUGGUGGACGUGCCGUGUGUCUCAGCCCAGCUGGACGACUCCCUGCUGGGGCUGCUGAGGGAGCGAGUGUCCCGCCAUGGAUGCGUCUCCUCGCACCCGCCCGUCCAAAUAGAGGAGCUGCAGGAGCGACCGGGCGGCAUCCUGGUCCGCUGGUGUAAGGUGGACGAGGACUUUGCCGCCGCAGAUUAUCGGCUGCAGUUCCGCCGUUCGGGCACCGGGGGGAGCCAGUACGAGGAUGCCUACAUCGGUCGGGAUUGCGAGUUCCUGGUUCUCCACAUGGACCCUCACACUGAUUAUUUGUUUAGGGUGUGCGCCCGCGGGGAGGGUCGCACCGAGUGGAGCCCCUGGAGCAUCCCGCAGACAGGAUACACCACGCUGGCACCGCACGAGUGGUGUCCAGGCACUGACGGUUACAUCCUGAGCAGCAGGAAGAACAUCGCUCUGCGUAACGAGUCCUCCCAAUCACGCUGCCCCGUCCUCUACUCCAACGCACCCACCUACUUCUGCGGACAGACACUGACCUUCAGGAUCUCUGCGGCAGGCCAGAUGGAUCGGAGGGACGCUCUGGGUGUCUGUGUGGACAACGGGAGCGGACUGGAGUCAUUUCAGAGAGAUCAGGCUGUCUGUAUUUCCACCAACGGUGCCGUUUUCGUCAACGGUAAAGAGAUGACCAACCAGCUGCCGGCCAUCACCUUGGGCUCGGCCGUGACCUUUGACAUGGAGGUGGUCAGCCUGUUCCCCAUCAGCAACAACAACCUGAGCGAGGGAGGCAACUUCAAGCUGAGGGUGACCAUCGGCUCGGGGAGCAGGGAGGUGGUGUUCGACUGGCUGGUGGACCAGGCGGUGGACUGCCUCUUCUUCGGCUGCUCCUUCGUCCACUCCGGCUGGAAAGUGCUCGUCUUUUAAAAAAAAAAAACAACCUCCGUCACUUUUUCCUUUUGUUUUGUUGUUGUUGUUUGUUUGUUUUUUACUCAAGAAUGAAUCGUGCUGGAUUCAGGAACCUUCUCACAGGCUCGGUUAAAUAUAUAUAUGUAUAUGUUCAAUUUGAAACAUUUCUCUUCUGUUGCUUUUCCUCUCGACUUUCCACAUCGAAAAAACGGGAAUUCUACUGAGGAAGUUUUUUUUUUUCCAUAUGUGAAAAAGUGACGACAUUGACCAACAACGACCUGGGAAAAAAGAAAAAAACAGCUGUUGAGCUUCUACGUGGACGAUCAAAUAGACGUAAAACUACUUUAACCUUCGUGUCGUCCUCCCGGGUCAAAUUGACCCCGUCUGUUUUGACUGUUCCUUCUUUCCUCCCUUCCUUCCGUCUAUCCUUCCUCCCUCCCUCCUUCUCUCUUUUCUUUCCUUCCUCUCUCUUUCCUCCCUUCUGUCUUUCCUUCCUCCAUCCCCCUUUCUCCCUCCCUCCUUCUCUCUUUCUUUCCUCCCCCCUACCUUCCUCCCUUCCUUCUACCCUCUGUCCUUCUUUCCUUCCUCCCUUCCUCUUUUCCUUUCUCCCUCCCUCCCUCCUUCCUUCUUUCCUUCAACCCUAUUACCUUCCUUCUUUCGUCCGUCCUUCCUUCCUUUCCUUCCUCCCUUCCUUCUUUCCUUUCCUUUCCUUCCUUCCUUCCUUCCUUCCUUCCUCCCUCCUUUCCUUUCCUUCCUUCCUCCCUCCUUUCCUUCCUUCUUCCUCCCUUCCUUCUUCCUCCCUCCCUUCCAUCCUUCUUCCUCCCUUCCUUCCUUGACUCGAGGACAACAGGAGGGUUAAAAAAAACCCUAAUUAACAGUUGUGAAGAUUGCAGCUAGGAAGUAACAUUUUUCCUCUGGAGGACAAGUGAAGAAAACAUUUCCAUCUUUUCAGGAAAGUUCCCUCCAGAGGGGAAUUUUACUUUUUGUAAGUGCAGAUUAUACAGGCUUAUUAAUACAAGCGAUUAGUGUUUAUUAUUAUUUUCAUCCCUUGGUCUAUUAAAACGUCAGAAAGCUGUGAAACAGGCCCGUUUAACAUUUCCCACAGUCCAAAAGUUGUGCUAUUAGAUCGCUCAUUUAAAAAAAAAGCUAAAACAAUCAAGCAUUCGACUUUUUUUUUAGCUUCAGCGAUCAGAUAAUGAAUCGCUGGUUAAAGACAUUUGUGGUGAUUCUACAAGCUGUCAAAUGUCAAUAAUGAACAGUAUGUAAAGGGUUAAAAAAGGGUCAAGUGAUCAUUUAGAGCAGUGAACGUUCCUCAUAGUGUUAAAAAAAAACCUCCUGUGAAGUCUUUAUUUUAAUUUUAUUAUUAUUAUUUUUAAACCUCCGUCAGUGCAGAAACCCAGCAGCAGUGAUCCAGAUCUUCUUCAGUCUCCAGAGGAAGAUGAGGAGCGAUAUCUAUAUUUUCUAGUCUAGUUUGAUUCUGCCGCCUUCGUUACGAGGUUGUUCAGUGUUUACAGCUUUGUGUGUUUUUUUAUUUUUAUUUGUCAGCACAUCCCUCGCUCGCAGGGAAGAGUUUUUUUUUUAACUAUGCAUCGUCUUCAUGGUAGCCAUAGCAACAGUUAAGAGGCAACAAGAAGACGGAUGUUAUGUUGGGUUUUUUUUGUUGCUUUUUAAUGUUAUUUUUUUUGUUAGAAGCAGGAAAGUAAAGACACUUUAAAAUCAGCCGCUGCCUCUCUUUUUAAAGGGUUAAACUUCUUAAAACCUGCUGGACUAUUUCUUUUUUUUUUUUUUUUUUUUCAUUAUAACAAAAACUCGUCACUGUGAAAAUCGCACCUCUUUUUUUUCAUUUUUAAAGGGUCAGUUCAUUAAGAAAAAAAAAAGAAAGAAAAAAAAAGCAUAUCUGUCAGUUUGUUUUUUUUGCAGAGACAAAUCAGCUCAACCGUCCUACUGCAAAAUGUGGAUUCAUCCGCCACUGAAAGUAGUCCCCAACAGAAGCACUAUGACUUCCUGUAUAUAGUCUGCUGUUUCCUCGCGGCUUCACGCUUUUUUAAUUAGUCGACUCUCCCGAUCUCGGAGCCAAUCAGAAGCUUGGAAAAUGUCAGCUGACGAUACUUUCGGCUGGAAAACGUCCGACCGAGCUCAAAGGAAGAGCUCGGCUUUUAACUAUUUUAUUAACUUUUUUUUUAAUUAUUAAUUUCAGCCCGAUAUGUUUGGAUUGUUACUAUUUAGUUGUUGUUUUUUUCAACAUAAUAAAAUGUUUUCCUGUGACUUUUUGUCCUGAAAUAACGACAAAUCUUUAAAGUCUGUGUAAAGUAAGAAUAAAUAUGUGUUCUGAGUUUGACAUACCACAGAAAAGUGUGUUGUUAACCACCCUGCCAAAUUUGAAUGAUUAAAAAAAUUUCCAAAUAUAUGAAAUUAGGCUUUAAAAUUGUGUAAAAAUCAGCCUCUAUCUCUGCUCACAAACGCUGUGGGAGUGCCCGCCGAGUCUGCUGAAGCCCCGCCCCCUAUCAAGUGUCACCUGUCAAUCAAAGUCACCACCUCUACCAGAAACAUGGAUGCUAGGUCUGAGAGCUUUCUGCUGCUAGCUCGGUGGCUAACUCGGCGGCUAGCUCGGCGGCUAACUCAGCUAACUGGCUAACAGUAGACUGUAGUAGUGUGCGCUGAAUGUAUUCAUACCUCUACAGCAGCAGGGGGGGGGUUAGGCUCUGGUGUGUAACCGGGCUAUUGGUUAACCGCUGCGUUACGUAACCCGGCGGAGAUUUUCAGACCUGACCAUUAAAUCCUGAACACAGAAAUGUUGAAACACAGUUUGUGAAUUUAUCUCCACAAUUCAAAUCUAAAUGGUUGAAAUGCUUUUUACACAUUUUUUAGAAAUACAUUUAUGACCUAUUUAAUGUGUUUAGAAGAAAACGUCUGAAUUCACUUUACACGGUCUUUAAAUAAUCUAAAAAACUGAAUCAUUAUCUCUCGGGAUAAAACGCUUCCAUUUUAGAUCAUUUAAUCCGAGAUAAAACUUAAAGAUAAAACUGUACGUUAAUUAUCACCUUUAAAAAAAAAAAAAAAAAAAGGUUUUUAACAGAAAUCAUCUGAGCUACGAUCCUUUUCCAAGCUGUUACAUUCAAUGAAGCUUUUUUUGCAACGACAAUCCUGCAAAGACAGAGUUUGACAAAGUGGGAGGAUGAGAGAGUGUGAGAUUAAAUCUUAUAUAAUAUAUUAUAUAACAUUAUUGAUAAAAAAAAUGUGCUCCGACAGCCUGAAUUAUUACUGUGUGUGUGUGUUGGCUGCUGUUUAUAUAGAAGGAGAGCGAUGUGAAGAAGUGACCUCGUCUGUGUAGCGUUGAUACUAAAACAUGUUUGACGUGUAAACAGCAGAAAAACAAGGAGGAAGAAAAAGGAAGAAGAAAGA
Messenger RNA from Scomber scombrus (Atlantic mackerel), 4798 nucleotides. It is a transcript of the gene crlf3, whose product is annotated as cytokine receptor-like factor 3. Gene Ontology annotation, molecular function: protein binding. The record is from RefSeq and is a predicted model, not a curated record. The transcript is spliced from 9 exons. The coding region runs from base 77 to 1414 and encodes 445 amino acids. Lineage: Eukaryota; Metazoa; Chordata; Actinopteri; Scombriformes; Scombridae.